GAAGUGCUUUCAUAACUUACUAGCGGCUACGUAGUUUGUGUUUGACAGCAUCCCGGGUUCAAACAGAGAGUUUUUCCUGCUAAACGUGGACCGAAAUCUUGAUUAAAAUGUCCGGAGGGGCCCGUUUGGAGAACGCCAACCCGGUGAUCUUCCAGCGGUCUGGGGAGAGGCUGCUCACCGCCUCGGAGGAGGACGAAGAUGUUCACGAUCCCAUCGACGACAGAGAAAUAUUCGAUCUGAUCAGAUCCAUCAAUGACCCGGAGCAUCCCCUGUCUCUGGAGGAGCUCAACGUCGUGGAACAAAUACGAGUCAAGGUCGAUGAUGCAGGAAACACUGUAGGUGUUGAGUUCACUCCCACCAUCCCUCACUGCAGCAUGGCCACGCUCAUCGGUCUGUCAAUCAAAGUCAAGCUGCUGCGCUCACUGCCGGACCGAUUCAAAAUCGAUGUUCAUAUCACUCCUGGAACUCACGCCUCAGAGGAAGCAGUGAAUAAACAGCUGGCAGACAAAGAGCGAGUUGCAGCAGCUCUGGAGAACUCGUCCCUGCUGGAGGUGGUGAACCAGUGUUUGUCCACCAGAACCAUCUGACCUCAGCUCUGCCGUCUCCUGCUUUCAGCUGCUGGUUUCUGCUGCAGAACUCUCAACAAUGACACGUUUGACUCUUUCUUUGACAGCUGAAAUGUGUCUGAAGCUUCCUGUCCAGCCAUGAAUGGUUGCAACUGGUGGACAGUGAUGUAGCAAAGAAACAGAUGGGAGAGUCCAGAUAUUUCCAGUGUUUUCUGACAAAUUUACAGGAAAACCCAGUGUUUAACAAAAGAGAAUAAUACAAGCUUUAUGUGAAGCCUUCAGGCAGAAAAAUGUCAACAAUUCAGAGAAAUUAUUCUUCCGUUUAUACACUUCAGCGAUGUGAGGAAGUGAGAAAAUUGCCUCAGUUAGUGCUUAUUUAAUUAAUAUGAUGAAAUUUGCAUUGUUAGAUAUGAAGUAAAUUUUUAAGAGAAGAAUAUUUGGAGAGUCUGCCACGAGAAUUGCAACUUGUACAGUCAUUUACGAAAGUAUUGGCACCCCUGGAAUUUCUCCAGAAAAUACACCAAUUCUCCCAGAAAUGUUUGCAAUUACAAAUGUUUUUGGGAUACACAUGUUUAUUUCCUUGAUGUGCAUUGGAAAAACACAAAAAAGCAGAAGAAAAAAGCCAAAAUUGACAUCAUUUUCCACAAAACUCAAAAAAUGGGCAGGACAAAAUUAUUGGCACCCUUUUAAACCUGUUGGUAAAUCAUUUUAUUUCAAGCAUGUGAUGCUCGUUUAAACUCACCUGUGGCUAGUAACAGGUGCUGGCAAUCUAGAAAUCACACCUGAAGCCAGUUAGAACUAUAAAAGUUGACUCAGCCUUUGUGUUGUGUGUUUAUGUGUGUCACACCAAGCAUGGAGAAGAGCAAGAAGAGCCCAGAAGUGUCUGAGAACUUAAGAAGCAAAAUUGUGGAAAAAUAUGAACAAUCUCAAGGUUACAAGAUCAUCUCCAGAGAUCUUGAAGUUCCUUUGUCCACUGUGUGUAAUAUAAUCAAGAAGUUUAUAACCCAUGGAACUGUGGCUGAUCUCCCUGGAUGGGGAUGAAGAGAAAAACUGAUGAAAGAAUGCAACGCAGGAUAGUCUGAAUGGUGGAUAAACAUCCUCAGUCAGCUUCCACACAGAUCCAGUCUGUCCUGCAGACUCAGGGUGCAAAAGUGUCAGCUGGGACCAUACGUUGUCAUCUGAAUGAGAAGAAGCGCUAUGGCAGGAGACUGAGAAGAACCUCACUGCUGACAAAGAGACAUAGAAAAGCCAGACUGGAGUUUGCAAAAACGUACCUGAGUAAGGUUCAAUCCUUCUGGGAGAACGUUUUGUGGACAGAUAAAGGUAAAGCUUUUUGGAAAAGCAUGUCAUUCUACUGUUUACAGAAAAUGGAAUGAGGCCUACAAAGAAAAGAACACAGUACCUACAGUCAAACAUGGUGGAGGUUCAUAGAUGUUUUGGGAUUGUUUUGCUGCCUCUGGGUGCCAGGAAUCAUGAAAUCUGGAGACUAUCCAGAUAGUUUGGGCAGCAAUUUAGGGCCUAGUGUCAGAAAGCUGAGUCUGCGUCAGAGAUCAUGGAUGUUCCUGCAGGACAAUGACCCCAAACAUACCUCAGAUAGCACCAAGAAAUGAUUGGAGACAAAGUGCUGGAGAGUUCUGAAGAGGACAGCAAUGAGUCCAGAUCUAAAUCCCAUUGAACACCUAUGGAGAGAUCUUAAAAUUGCUGUUGCAAGAAAGCACCCUUCAAAUCUGAGAGACCUGGAGCAGUUUGCCAAAGAAGAGUGGUCCAGAAUUCCAUUUGAGAGGUGUAAGAAGCUUGUUGAUGGAUAUAGGAAGCGACUGGUUUCAGUUAUUUCUUCCAAAGGGUGUGCAACCACAUAUUGAGAUGAGGUUGCCGACAAUUUUGUCAGGCCCAUUUUUUGAGUUCUGUGUAAAAUGAUGUCAAUUUUGGCUUUUUUCGUCUGUGUUUUUGUGUUUUUCCAAUGCACAUCAAGGAAAUAACCACAUGUAUACCAAAAACAUUUGUAACUGCAACAAUUUAUGAGAGAAAUGGUCUAUUUUCUGGAAAAAUUCCAUUGGUGGCAACACUUUCGUCCAUGACUAUAUGUGAUAUUAAUGCUGAAGUUUUAUUAAAAAUGUACAGAUAAGUAAUGAAAGUGAUGUGAUUUUUUUUUUUUUUUUUUUUAUUUAAAGAAAUACUAAAAUAAAAACUAUAAAGACAGAAAAACUGAGCAGUUUGGACAGUGACUGACUAAAACCAUCAGUUCAUUUGUCUGCUGGAGGCAGACAUAAAUUAAAAAUCUGAUGCAUUAUUGGAAUAAUUUGUUCUUACCCUGUAUUAGUGCACCUGUAAAUCCCAAUGCAAUGAAUCCAGCAACUGUAAAACUUGUAAUAUUCAGGUUUUGUUGAUACUCAGCUUCGUUUCUUUUAAUAUUACUUUGAGUUGGUAAUGGUUUUAGAGUGUUUUUUUUCCCCUCAUUCAAUAUUCUAAAAACUGUCAUUUUCAUGUGGGUCAUUCCACCUCAGUUCACCAUUUAAAAAAAAUAAAGAAUUCAUGCCUGACCAUCA
Molecule: messenger RNA, 3112 nt
Organism: Amphiprion ocellaris (clown anemonefish)
Lineage: Eukaryota; Metazoa; Chordata; Actinopteri; Pomacentridae
Gene: ciao2b
Product: cytosolic iron-sulfur assembly component 2B
Exons: 5
Coding region: 108-587 (159 amino acids)
Biological process (GO): iron-sulfur cluster assembly
Cellular component (GO): cytosolic [4Fe-4S] assembly targeting complex
Source: RefSeq, a predicted model, not a curated record